This is a messenger RNA of Ochlerotatus camptorhynchus, 2314 nucleotides long. RefSeq lists its product as uncharacterized. The transcript is spliced from 2 exons. Gene Ontology annotation, cellular component: plasma membrane. Gene Ontology annotation, molecular function: protein binding. The record is from RefSeq and is a predicted model, not a curated record. The coding region runs from base 250 to 1665 and encodes 471 amino acids. NCBI's taxonomy places the organism in Eukaryota, Metazoa, Arthropoda, Insecta, Diptera, Culicidae.
GAGCAUCGAUUCGACAGUCAAUCAGUAGCAAGCGCGAUCUUCAGCCGGUCUGAAAGAAAUAUAAAAAAAAUAGUAGUGGACGGGAUUCAGUGUUUGGUCCUUAGAAAAGAGAAAGUUUUCCAUCGACGCAUAGUAUGAAUUGCUGGGAAAUCUGAUCGUUUCGGGCUUUGGGGUAGCCAGCAGUUAUAGUGAGCAGUGCCUGCCGAAGAAUUGCGAUUACUUUGUCUAAUUGAAAAUUUCGAAGAAAAGAUGUAUCGUGAAAUUUUCGCUGCCGUUGGUGUGAUUUUUGUGAACCUUGUGGCUGCUAACCGAACAGUGAAUUAUACGUGUUCAAUGAGCCCCGAAGGAUAUUGCAUUUAUCAAGGUGUAAGAAUCAACGAUCUCGCAGAGGCUAGCAAUGUGGAACUGUUUGCACCGCGCUACGAUGUGACCAGGAUAAAGUUUCGAGAAUCGGCGAUGUUUGUUCUUCCGGAAAAGUUCUACUCGACGUUUCCAAACAUGCUGGAACUUAAAGUCUGGUGGCAAAGCUUGCACAGUAUUUACAUUCCACCAAAUCUACUUCAUCUGGAUGCCGAAAGAAACCGCAUUCAAACUAUCAGUUUCGAUACAAACACGGUUCCAAUGUUGCAAAAAUUAGAGCUAGGCCACAAUAGACUCAAAACCAUCGAAAAUAUCUCCUACUUUGAAAAUCUCGAAUUUCUGGAUCUCGCUCAUAAUGAUUUGCGCUCGCUCGAUCUGUGUCUGUUCCAGCGAAUGAAGCAUCUCCGUACCUUAGAUUUGUCGGUCAACAACAUGGCCAUAGUGAAAAACUCCAUGGAACACAAACUCGAAUCCCUUACAGUAUUAUACCUUAACGAUAAUCGGCUUUCAUAUCUGGACAUCAAUGUGCUGCGUCUGUUUCCAAACCUGGAAACGCUGCAUCUCUUCAAAAACGGUUUAAUGUAUAUGGAAUAUGAGAAUAUGAGGACCAUGUUCCCGAAAAUCAACAUUGUUCACAUUUACGACAACGAUUGGCACUGCGAAAACCUAGCGGAGAUGCUCAUCUACUUCAAAAAGAUCAACAUCCGUGAGUACAAGCUGUUCAAUUCGCUGAAAUGCAAAGAACGAGUGAUAGAUGGCAUUUGCUGCUCGGAGGGCAAAGCUCUUACCAUCUUGAAAAAGUCCAACCUUUAUUUCUCCAAUUAUGUGAAUGAACUGAACCUCCACUCUCAUCACAUCAUGGAGGAGAUGAAGCAAUCCAAGCGAGAAAUCCAAAAGCUCAUUGAACACGAAAAUAUGACCCAAGCGUCGCUACAGGCAUUCAGUGCUGACAUGAAUGCCAUUCGCGAUAGGAUAGAGAACAUUACGAUGCUGGCAGCCGAUAGCAGUUCGGCCAUUGCACGUAAUAAGAAGCACGAAAAAGUCGAUAAAUUAGUUCAGGAGAUCUACAAAAUCAAACAGGACCACCAGAGCUUGACACGUGAAAAUCAAGCGUUCAAGCAGCAGAUCGAGGGCUACGAACAAAUGAAGGCCGAAAUGGGUUCGAUCCGAACGUAUUCGGAGGAGAUGACGCACAUCAUUCAAGAACUUAAAGAGGAGAAUAACCACCUGAAAAAUGAACUACAUCAAUUAUUGGUUGAGUUUCAUGAGCUGCGAGUCACCAAGAAUACAGAAAAGGGGGUAUGACAAAGGGGACGCUGCUUCCAGAAUAAUUGGAGCACUUGUUAGUAGAGCCUUGGGACUGAUUCGUAUGUUAUUAGCACGCUGGUAGCUGAGUAGAACAAUCAGCUUUCGUGCCUAAUAUCAUGGUUACUCACUAGAGAAGGGGACAAUUAGUUAUCGUAAAACUCAUAGAAUGGGUUUUAGUAGGUAAUAAUUUGCUGGACAAAAUAGUUUUAAGAUUAGAUAAAUUCGGAGUCGAUCUCUGUCUCGGUUAAUAUUUCUAAAAUAAAAACCUCUCACCGUCUGUGAUGAUGUGAGGGAGCUAGCUGGCGAGUGAAUAAAAGAGUUUGCCCAUACAAACUGGCAAUGACUUUGCUGGACAUUUGAAUGGUGCUGAUAAUGGUUUAAUUUGUUGAUAUCUGAUAAACCUAAGCCUAACGAAUGGUUGACACGAAGGAAUGUGGAAAAACCCGCAUGUGGUGCAAAUAAGUGUCUUGCCCACAUGGAUGGCACGGGCCAUGCGAGUGAAAAUCCAGUGAAAGAAGCGAAUGAUAGUGUGUGAUUCAUAAUGAAGUGGUAUCAGCUAGAUGAAAGUCCAAAGAGUACAACAUAGCACCCAGUGUUCGAUUUAAAUGAAACUAAUAGUAUAAUGAAAUAAAUCAAAUGUAAACAA